Messenger RNA from Pseudogymnoascus verrucosus, 1519 nucleotides. RefSeq lists its product as uncharacterized. The record is from RefSeq and is a predicted model, not a curated record. The transcript is spliced from 4 exons. Gene Ontology annotation, molecular function: oxidoreductase activity, acting on NAD(P)H, oxygen as acceptor. The coding region runs from base 437 to 1312 and encodes 291 amino acids. NCBI's taxonomy places the organism in Eukaryota, Fungi, Ascomycota, Leotiomycetes, Thelebolales, Thelebolaceae. Gene Ontology annotation, cellular component: intracellular anatomical structure.
GCACCUUAUUCACGCCUACACAUGAAAUUGUCGAGACUCAUAAAGACGAGUGCUAAAUUACAGUGGGUUUGUAUUGGAGCCCCUUGCGUGUCAACUGCCGAAAGUACGUCGGAAUCCAUAAUCCGAUUACCCCGCAUCACAACCCCCGGCCCACUGACGUCCAAAACCAUAACCCGAUCACCCCGCAUCACAACGCCCAGUCCGCCAAUCUAGGCACGCGCCACGGAAGUUUACCCCGUUGUCGCGACCCAUUUCCAAUAAGUGACAAUGGGUCAGUAAGGAUAUCUACUUGGCCGCGCCGUCAUCUCAGUAGCCUCUUCAGCCAGCAACUCUCUUACAUCUGAGUACAAGACAAGGUAAACGUGACAACAUACCCCUCCAUCUAUCAACUCCAAACUCGCGUCAACCUCGUCACCAGCCAAGUCGCUAUUGUGCAAUGGCAGACCAACAGAACCCUGCGACAGCCAAGGAUGGUCUCGAUCGAAACCCGGAUAAGUUCCUAUCGCGCUCGGUGUAUGACCUGAUUUCCCUAAAGGGCCGCACCAUUGUCAUCACUGGAGGCGGCCGUGGCCUUGGCCUGGCCUUUGGCUUCGCCGUGGCUGAGGUUGGGGGCAAUGUCGCCAUCAUCGACCUGCUUGACGAGCCACAUCAUCAUUUUCAGAAGUUAGAGACGGAAUUUGGUGUUAAGGUCAAGCUGUACAAGAGCGACGUGACUAAUCACGCUGGUCUUCAAGUCACCUUCGACGAGAUCGUAAAGGAUUUCGGGCGUAUCGACGGCCUAAUAACCGCCGCCGGCAUUUGCCCUGAUGAGCCCUUCAUGAAGCGCGCCCCCGAGUCCGUCGCACGGUGCAUGAACAUCAACGUGCUCGGCACUUACUACGCCGCGCAGCUGGCUGCCGCCCAGAUGGCCAAGCAGGAGCCCACCGACUUUAACCCGCGUGGAGGCUCGAUAGUCCUCAUUGCCUCCAUUGCUGCGCACGUUGCCAGCAAAGGACAGACGACGAGCGACUAUUGUGCGAGUAAGGGCGCCGUAUUGUCGCUAGCCAAAGCACUGGGUGUCGAGCUGGCGGCCUUCGGGAUCCGCGUAAACUCUAUCUCUCCUGGGUACAUGCUGACGGACAUGACGAUUGAUCUGUGUGAUCGUUACCCCUGGCUGGCGGACAUCAUGACAAACGAGCCGCCCAUGCGCCGGAUCGGCGAUCGAACGGACCUGAAGGUUCCGGUGGUCUACCUCCUGUCUGAUGCUAGUGCGUAUCAUACAUCGGAUGAUAUUCUCAUCACAGGAGGGAUCCAUGCUGGAAGAUUAUUGUAGGGGACAUGGCCGGCACACAGGCGAGUCUAACGAGUCUCGAAAGAGAUAUUUAUGAAAUAUAUAUAUAUAUAUAUUGAUUUGGGGGAAAUUUACAUGGCCUAAAUGGAGACUAUAGCUCUCUUGCUGUUGUAUGUAGUCUAGGGGCAACUAGGUGGUUGCUAUUAUCUAACUGUUAUUAUACGUAAUAUGCACUAUGCAAUUAAUGCC